AUGGCUCGCACAACACGUUCCUCCGCCAAAAAGGCGGCCAAUCUCACAGUCGACGAGCCAGAGCAAUUAUCGAGUCCGCCGGCGACACCAGCUCCAACCAAGUCGAAGGCAGCCCCGAAGAAGCCGGCAGCUACGCCAAAGGCUCCUGCUGCGAACAUGAGCAAGAAGCGAGCGAGAGGUGCAGUCAAGCAAGAAGAUGGCGAUGUCAAUGAGCUGCCGCACAAUCUCGGGACAGCGAUGCCUACGCCUGGCGCCGACUGGGAGGACUACGCUGCGUCUGGCCCGGCGAAGAAGCGAGCUAAGCGGACGCCUAAGAAGGAGGAGUCACCAGGAGAAGAUACGGGAGUCACUGUGAAGGAAGAAGACGUAGACUUUGAGGAGGCUACACCGAAGAAGACACCUAAGAAGACACCAAAGAAGGAGAACUAUGGUCUGACGCCCGGCUUGACUCCCUAUCCUGACUUCCCUCGCCCCACAGCUGAGGACUGCGCUGAAGUCGUCCGUCUCUUGGAGAAGAUUCACGGCCACGUCGAAGCCCCGAAAGCCAUUCCGCCACCUUCACUAGAUGUCUCCGGCUGUGGCGAGGUGCCUUCCGUGCUAGAUGCGUUGAUCCGUACGAGGCUCAGUGCGAACACGACGAACAAGAACUCUUCUACUGCAUUCCAAGGUCUAGUUGCUCGCUUUGGCACUCUCAAAGAAGGCAUCGGCAAAGGCAGCGUCGACUGGGAUGCUGUGCGUGUGGCGCCUCAAAAAGAAGUCUUCAAAGCCAUCGAGCGUGGUGGACUUGCCGACAGGAAAUCGAAGGACAUCCAAGCUAUUCUUCAGCUGGCAUACGACGAGCAGCAAGAACGCAAAGCUGCCCUGACCAACUCGGGCUCUGAUCCUGCAGGUGCUGAGAAGGAGCCAGACCAGGAGAAACAAGAAGAGAUUACCAAAGCUACCCAGAACGUCAUCUCACUCGACCAUCUCCACCUUCUCAGCACAGACGAUGCUAUCAACAAGAUGCUCAGCUACCCCGGCAUCGGACCCAAGACUGCGUCCUGCGUGGCGCUGUUCUGCCUUCAGCGGCCAAGCUUCGCAGUCGACACGCACGUCUUCCGCCUAUGCCAGUACCUCGGCUGGGUCCCGAAGAACACCAAGAAAGGGCAGCCGAAAGUCGACAGGAACACGACGUACAGCCACUGCGAUGUCAGGAUUCCGGACGAGUUCAAGUACCCGCUCCACCAGCUACUCAUCAAGCACGGCAAGACGUGUCCCCGCUGUCGUGCCAUCACUGGGCAGGGCUCUGCUGUCUGGGAGGAAGGUUGUCCGAUUGAGCAUCUAGUGAAGAGGCAUGGAUCGAAGAAGGGCGGCACCAGCACGAAGGAUCGGAAGAAGGCCGCUGAUGCUGCGGAUGAUGCUGGAGAGGAGGUGGAGCUUGCUGCUGAGCUUGAAGGGGAGGACAGUGAGCUCAGUGAUGUGCCUGGUGAUGAUGAGGCUUGA
Saxophila tyrrhenica is the source of this 1482-nucleotide messenger RNA. RefSeq lists its product as uncharacterized. The record is from RefSeq and is a predicted model, not a curated record. Gene Ontology annotation, biological process: base-excision repair. The transcript has a single exon. Gene Ontology annotation, molecular function: catalytic activity. NCBI's taxonomy places the organism in Eukaryota, Fungi, Ascomycota, Dothideomycetes, Mycosphaerellales, Extremaceae. Bases 1 to 1482 code for a protein of 493 amino acids.